UACUGAAAUCAUCGAGAAUGUCUAAAAAGAACACGACUCAUUCUUACUCCGCUCUAAGUCCACACGACCCAGACGAGGCCCAUGAUUCUGACAAUAUGAAUGCUUCUAAAGCUGAGCUACAACAUCGUCAGGCAGACCCCAGUCAAACUAGCCAAAGUCAAAUGCUGAGCGAUCGAGGACGCAGACGCAGUUUGGACCCUACGGAUCCCACUGCACCCAUGCAACGGCAACAACCACAUUGGUCUGAUAAGGACAACAGUAGUGAAGACGAGGAUGAUGAAGUGGAAAACCCUGUUGUUAGCGAGAGCAAACAUUUGCAUCAAUACUGGGUUAGAUAUCUGAUUUUGACAACUGUCCUUGCUGGCUUGGCGGCGCUAGCUAUUCUGCUUAUUGUCAGAACCUGGAAGAGUAGCUAUUACAUGGCCCCUGUCUAUAAUGAGGCUGUCAAGGCUCUACCAGAAGAACAGCCUGUAUGGCCCAUUCCCAAAUCAUUCACUUUUGGAAAGCAGAAAGUCUUGCUUAGCAAAGACUUUUAUAUCCAGACGACGGUUUUCAAUGACCAGCAAUUUGGAAUAGCACCAAUUUUGGAGAAGGCUAUUGGACGAUUAGAAGAACGUCUACAACUCAAGAGGAACAUGACACUUUAUAGGAUGGACUCAGUUGAGCCUGAUUAUGGCGAUAAUAUCCCAUUGACAAAGUUGGCCAUCUUGGUGGACAACGCCCAGGCGGCGCUCGAAUAUGGAAUGAUUGAAUCGUACACACUCGAGAUCCCCGGACGGAAAUCCGCAAACAGUGGCAAUGGUGAUAGUGCUCCUUACGCUUUCCAAGUGCACAGCGCAGUGCUCAGAGCAGCAACACAAUGGGGUGUCAUCCAUGGCUUAGAAACGUUUUCACAACUCGUCCGAGCUCAGCCUAUGACAACAACGUCUAAAAUUAAUGCUGAAUCUAUAUCAGCAACAGCUGAGAACGUACUGGUGAUCCCAAAUGUUCCUUGGAUCAUUCGAGAUGAACCUCGAUACUCGCACCGAGGGAUUCUCUUAGACACUUCGCGCAAUUAUAUCCCUGUCAAGGACAUCAUUAAAACUAUUGAAGCAAUGUCAAUAGUCAAGUUCAAUGUCUUCCACUGGCAUGUUUUGGAUCAGCAAUCAUACCCACUCGUAUCAAAGACUUAUCCUGACUUGACGGCUAAAGGUGCUGAGCGACCUGACUACAUUUAUACAUCAGAGGAUGUGGCCUAUAUCGUUCAGUAUGGUGAGGAGCGGGGUAUCCGUGUUCUACCCGAGUUUGACUCUCCAGGGCACGCUGCCAGUUGGGGUCGAGCCUACCCAAACCUCACAGUCUGCCUGGAUAUGGAGCCUCACAGAAAGUAUGCUGCUGAACCACCCGCUGGACAAUUAGACCCAUUGGAACCAUUCACCUAUAUCCUCCUCGACAAUCUCAUCCAAGAGUGGGGAGUCCAAUUUCCAGAUAAGCAUGUUCAUGUAGGAGGCGACGAGGUCAACUUUGACUGCUGGAAGACUUCAAAGCGCUUGCGGGACUAUAUAGAGCAUGCAGGCAGACGGGGUCAAUACGAGGAUGCUCUUCUGCCGACUGUAACAAGCCCUUCGAAAGAGAAUAAGAUGCGCACUACAAGGGCUGGACCUCAAUCUGGAGAAGACAAACUGCUAGAGCUUUAUCUGGAUAAAGUGUUCGGCAUGUUUAUGGCACAAGGCAAGAGACCGAUUGUAUGGGAAGAGAUAGCAUUAGAGCACAAAGUGAAGCUGCCAGAUUCAGCCAUUGUACAGGUCUGGAAGAAUGCAGUCAAUGCCAAGAGAGUGAUUGAGCAAGGAUGGCCUGUUAUCCUUUCAAGUGCUGAGUACUGGUAUUUGGACUGUGGUAGCGGUCAAUGGCUCAUUGGCUCUCAAGGCCAAAGCUGGUGCAAGUAUUCCAAUUGGCAGCGUGUUUACUCAUAUAGUCUCACCGACCAGUUGAACACCGAGCAGCAAAAGAUGGUUUACGGAGGUGAAAUCUGUAUGUGGUCCGAGCAGACAGAUGCCUCAAACCUUCAUUCGAAUAUCUGGCCACGAGCUGCAGCGGCUGCAGAGGUGCUGUGGAGCGGCUCACAAGAUGAGAAUGGCCAAGACAGGCCAUUGAUUCAUGCCGCGAAGCGAUUGACGGCUGUGAGGGACCGCCUAGUCCAGAUGGGUGUCGCUGCAGCGCCCAUAUAUCCUUCAUGGUGCCGCCAUAGUCCUGAGGGGUGUCUUGCUUAGACCCGAUAAUCAUAUCUUAAGCUCCAUAUCUUUCGAACGAUAUUUCCAAAUAAAGAACAGGG
Molecule: messenger RNA, 2311 nt
Organism: Lobosporangium transversale
Lineage: Eukaryota; Fungi; Mortierellomycota; Mortierellomycetes; Mortierellales; Mortierellaceae
Product: glycoside hydrolase superfamily
Exons: 7
Coding region: 18-2249 (743 amino acids)
Biological process (GO): carbohydrate metabolic process; glycosaminoglycan metabolic process
Cellular component (GO): membrane
Molecular function (GO): beta-N-acetylhexosaminidase activity
Source: RefSeq, a predicted model, not a curated record